Messenger RNA from Cryptomeria japonica (Japanese cedar), 2089 nucleotides. Its product is annotated as serine carboxypeptidase-like 35. The record is from RefSeq and is a predicted model, not a curated record. NCBI's taxonomy places the organism in Eukaryota, Viridiplantae, Streptophyta, Pinopsida, Cupressales, Cupressaceae. Gene Ontology annotation, molecular function: serine-type carboxypeptidase activity. The transcript has 10 exons. Gene Ontology annotation, biological process: proteolysis. Gene Ontology annotation, cellular component: vacuole. Bases 453 to 1853 code for a protein of 466 amino acids.
UAUUAAUUGAUGUCGUAUCGUGGAUAGCGCGAUAAACAGGAAGUCUUCCCGAGUACCCAGCCCUGUGUGCCCGUGAACAAGAGCCGUAUUCUCAGAUGACUCCUUUUAUUCUUUAUGUCAAAUAUCGAAUCAAUUCUAUCCGACUAUGUCAAGAAUGACCGUUGGAUUGCAUCGACUGAUGCAAAUUUCCAGAUAAAUUGAAGCACGCAAAUUUGAGUAGAUAAGAGGUUGCUCUGACGCAAUAUUCCAUCACAGACAAUCGGAUUGUAUAGUAUCUCUUGCAGCUAGGGUUUUACCGUUGCAAAUUCAAACAAAAGAUGUAAUGAGAUGAGAGUCCGUAUCAAGUGAAUGGGACCUACCCUAGAAAUAUAAAAUAAAUAAAGAUCUGUAGCAGAGCAUGCAGUAAUAAUGCUUGCAGAGGCUUCUGGAGCUAGUACUGGCGUUCCUCAUUCAUGGCGACCCUUGCUUCUUUCUGUGGCUGGGCUCGUAUUUUGGCUUUGGUUUUGCUGGUGAAUGGCUGCAGAGGGGCGAAUGGGGUCGCUAAAGAAUCAGACAAAGUAGCAAGCUUGCCAGGCCAACCGCCCGUAGACUUUGCUCAAUAUGCUGGAUAUGUGAGUAUUAAUGAGAGGAAGGCUUUAUUUUACUGGUUCUUCGAAGCCGCCACAAAUCCAUCAGAAAAGCCUCUUGUUCUUUGGUUGAAUGGAGGACCUGGCUGUUCGUCCGUUGGCUACGGUGCGGCGUUGGAAUUGGGGCCAUUUAAAGUACAGAAGAAUGUACCAUCGCUGCGUUUAAACCCAUAUUCUUGGAACAAAGAGGCAAACAUGCUAUUUUUGGAAGCACCUGUUGGAGUUGGUUUUUCCUACACAAACAAGUCCUCAGAUUUAAAAGAACUUGGAGACAGGAUUACAGCUGAGGAUUCCUAUUCAUUCCUAGUAAAUUGGUUCCAAAGGUUUCCAGAGUAUAAAUCUCGUGAGUUUUACAUUGCUGGCGAAAGUUAUGCAGGUCACUAUGUGCCUCAGCUCGCAGAAGUGAUAUAUGACAGCAACAAAAACACAAGCAAGGAUAAGGUCAUUAAUUUGGAAGGUUUCAUGGUAGGAAAUGCAGUGAUGGACGAGGAGAAUGACGAGAACGGUUUGAUAGAUUAUGCUUGGAGUCAUGCAGUCAUUUCAGACGAAGAUUAUCAUAGUUUAAAGAACUGCAUUUCGAAACCAGAUAACCAGUUCUCCUGUAAAAGUGCUAUCAGAAACUUCGCCAAAAGUUACUCGGAAAUCGAUAUUUAUAGUUUGUACACGCCUGUUUGUGUGGAAGAACUUGAUAAAAAACCAAGACGACUUGUGUCAGGCCCCAAGGCCCUUUCUAUACAUGACCUGUGGCACCAAUUGCCUUCGGGAUAUGAUCCUUGCACGGAAGAAUAUGCAGAGAAAUAUUUCAAUAGAGAGGACGUGCAAAGAGCCUUGCAUGCAAACACAACCAAAAUUUCUUAUCCCUGGACGCUGUGCAGUGAGGUCAUCAAUUGGAACGAUUCUCCUUCUUCUGUUUUGCCCAUUUACAGAAAGCUCAUUAAAGGCGGCUUACGCAUAUGGGUGUACAGUGGUGAUACUGAUGGAAGGGUUCCAGUAACUUCAACCCGGUAUAGCCUGAAUGCUCUGGGGCUCAAGAUAAAGGAAGAAUGGAGCGCUUGGUUCUGCAGCCAGCAGGUGGGAGGAUGGACUGUUGGUUAUGAAGGGCUUAAAUUUCUGACAGUGAGAGGAGCAGGGCACCAAGUGCCCACUUUCACUCCCAAACGAGCUCUCUCAGUUUUCAAGCAUUUCCUGUCAGGCAUGCCUUUGCCCAAUUUAAGAUCUGCUAGUUAGCAAUUAGACAUAGCCGAUGCUGUCACAUGCCCUUUGAUUACAUUUUUUCCAUCUAUGAAAUUUAAGGAAUGUUUAUGGUAGCCUAGUUGUUUUCAUUGCUAUUCUUUCAACGAGCUAAAUUUAUUGGCCUGGGAUCCCUUCAUUAUGAAUAAAUAGCUCCAUUGGCUUAAGAUGAAUCCCGAAAACGCAGCGUUACAAGGAAAAACUAAUAAAAAAAGCUUCUACCGUAUUCUUCA